Knipowitschia caucasica is the source of this 321-nucleotide messenger RNA. The record is from the annotation of a GenBank genome assembly. Lineage: Eukaryota; Metazoa; Chordata; Actinopteri; Gobiiformes; Gobiidae.
AUGGAGAAGUUGGGUGUCAUAUCAAGAAGUUGGGUGACGUAUGGAGAAGUUGGGUGUCGUAUGGAGAAGUUGGGUGUCGUAUGGAGAAGUUGGGUGUCGUAUGGAGAAGUUGGGUGUCGUAUGGAGAAGUUGGGUGUGUAUGAGAAGUUGGGUGUCGUAUGGAGAAGUUGGGUGUCGUAUGGAGAAGUUGGGUGUCGUAUGAGAAGUUGGGUGUCGUAUGGAGAAGUUGGGUGUCGUAUGGAGAAGUUGGGUGUCGUAUGGAGAAGUUGGGUGUCGUAUGGAGAAGUUGGGUGUCGUAUGGAGAAGUUGGGUGUCGUAUGA